AUGUCUCAGCUAUCAGCUACAUACAAGACUUCCAACGUCUCCGAGACAACUCUCGUUGACACUUCCAAGCCUUCAACAAAUACAAAGCCUGGUCUUGAAACAACCCAUAAGCUAUCCCUCAAGGAAAAGAUCCAGAGGAAGCUUUCUGGCUCCGUCGAUCCUACAAAGAAGCCGGCUGACCCUUACAAGUCAUGGGAAGCUCGAUCAGUAGCGCUGCUAUAA
Fusarium poae is the source of this 222-nucleotide messenger RNA. RefSeq lists its product as uncharacterized. The transcript has 3 exons. Lineage: Eukaryota; Fungi; Ascomycota; Sordariomycetes; Hypocreales; Nectriaceae. The record is from RefSeq and is a predicted model, not a curated record. The coding region runs from base 1 to 222 and encodes 73 amino acids.